Molecule: messenger RNA, 864 nt
Organism: Suillus subalutaceus
Lineage: Eukaryota; Fungi; Basidiomycota; Agaricomycetes; Boletales; Suillaceae
Exons: 8
Coding region: 1-864 (287 amino acids)
Source: RefSeq, a predicted model, not a curated record
AUGCUCAACCUAUACACAUACCAGAUGAUAGCGCUAGGCCAGCCAAGUAAUAAACUCAGUCCUAUACACAGAGAUUGUUUCUGUCCCAGGCUGUUACUCACAUUGCCCAUCUUCAAUGCUAUGGAUCCUGCGGCUAACUUGUCUGUGACACCCUCUGAUGAUGGGUUAGAACCUGUCGACUCUGAGUCAAACAAUGGUGACAUUAACUUUACCAAUUUUCUUCAUUUUCUCAACAGCUACUCUCCUGAGAUGCAGGAGCAGGAUAAAAUGUCAGGACCUCCUGGUUGGUAUCAUUGGAAGGGUGUGAUGGAUGGGUGUCUCAGUGGUAAUGAAGUUGGACUUGAUGUACUCAAAGGUGCUGGCAUAGCUCCAGAGUUGAACAGUAGAUAUAUGAAUACUUGCAUGACCACUGAGUCAAGCAGCAAGGAUACCAAUGUGCAUGGUACUGACAUCACCCUGGAGCCAAGUGCAAAUGAUGUUGAUAGUAAUGUCUCGAUCCAUGCUGGUUGCCAUCUAGAUGAGCCAGAUCAGAUUGUUGAUGAUCAAUAUCACUCCUCUGACUUCACACUCAUUCAUGAUGUUGCAGGGGAUGUUGCUCCUCCUGUGCAGUGUCAAAAUAACACUGUUGAAGGCAUGCAGGUGCAAACUGAAGGCAAGCAGCCAAAUAAGAAACAAUGUCGCUUAGUGUUACAUAUUAGAAAUGAUCACAAUCAGACCAAAGCUCAUAGUGAACAAGAGAGUAGACUUGUUGAGGAUCUGGACAAAGCAUCAAGACUAUUCAGUUUCUUAUACAUUGCAAGGCAAGCUUUCGAUGUGAAGGGAGAUCACUGCCCCAUCAUGGGCAUUCACAAGACACCCAUGUGA